Messenger RNA from Schistocerca cancellata (South American locust), 534 nucleotides. Its product is annotated as putative gustatory receptor 28b. Lineage: Eukaryota; Metazoa; Arthropoda; Insecta; Orthoptera; Acrididae. The transcript has 2 exons. Gene Ontology annotation, cellular component: axon; membrane; neuronal cell body. Gene Ontology annotation, biological process: sensory perception of taste. The record is from RefSeq and is a predicted model, not a curated record. The coding region runs from base 1 to 534 and encodes 177 amino acids.
AUGGUCGAGUGCCUCCAGACGGACAUCACGAUGAACAGCAGCGACCUGGCUCAGACUGUGAACGCGGCGUACAGUGUACAGAACCUUGUGGAAGUCACAAGUUCCUUUCUACACAUUGCACUGAUCGGGUACAUGAUGACUGCUGACUUACUAGACAUCGGACCUCUUUUCGUUAACAAAUCUAAAGGACAUAUAUUGUUUGCAUCACUGCCGUGGACAGUGCUGUCUUUGUUACGGCUUGUCAGCAUAGUGCUCAGCAGUGAAGUGGUCGUCCAAGAGGCCAACCGCACAGGAGAGCUGGUCGACAAGCUGCAGCUGCUGCCGGCUUUGACAGACGCAGACCGCCGCAGUCUACGAGAGUUCGCCCACCAGCUGAGCCGUCGUUCGCUCAGCUACGACGCUGCAGGUCUGUUUGCAAUCGACCAGUCGCUUCUGACGAGUUGUGUUGCAGCCAUAACGACGUACAUCGUGAUUCUCGUCCAGUUCGGCCUUUCUAAUGGCAGUAAUCGUCAGGAAAUUGCUUGUAAUUGUUAA